AUGUCGCUAAAUACGGUACUAAUUAUGGUGAUGGUGGUGACGGUGGGUGUUGUUUAUCCGGAUGAGGUUCUCGGUCUAAGUCGGGAGGAUAUGAUAAGUGCUUUGCUUGAAGUGGUUGAUCACAAUCGGAUUCCGGAGUUGCUCGAAACCGCGCUCAGACAGCAGCCGGAAAGGAACUUGACGAAAUGUGAUUUACAACUGCAGGCCGUUGUUGACAGUAUGAGAAAUUCUAGCACUGGUUUAUGGGUUUUUAUUUUUGCUUAUUUUAAAGUGUUCGAUGCAUGGGGUAAGUUUCCUUCCGGCAUAAUGGAGGGGAAUUUCUAUGAUCUUGGAAGUUACGAAGAGUGCCGAAAGUUUGCUCACCACGAUGAGAGACUGGAAACAAUUAGCCAAAUUCGAGGCCGGUACUGUCUGCUUUCUAUUCCGUUGAAAAUGACUUUAGGCCGGCGGCAAGCCGCUAACAAUACGAUACAAUUAAAUGUAAGAGGAUUACCCAGUGCAUCACAGCAACUAGCACUGAUGAUCGGAACAUGUUUUCCGGACAGCUGUGAUGAUGAGUUAUUAAAUGCUUUUUUGAACGACACCUUCUCAAUGUUGCUGAAUUCCACCGGCGCACGCUUCACGUGUGACGCACAUUUGGCCGAUAUUGGUGCAACGGAAAUAGUGGCUAUAACGAUUUUCAGCCUAAUAGUGGGCCUAGUUGUGUUCUGCACCAUCUACGAAGUGUACUCGGUUGUGAUGGCCAGCCAAGAACCGUGCCGAACGUUGAUAAUCUUCUCAAUGUACAGCAACGGAAUCAAGCUAUUUCAGAUGGUCCGUCGGCCGGUUGCAGCCGCUGGCAGUCAAAAAUCUGACGUAAUCGAUUGUCUCAAUGGCAUUCGUGUGAUUUCGAUGGCCUGGAUCAUAUUCAGUCAUAAUUACUUGAUGUUAAUGAUGUCCCCUCUGAAUAACAAGUUAGCGAUCUAUGACUGGGUGACCUCCUACCACAGCAUGCUGGUUCUGGCUUCAACCGUUUCGGUGGAUUCAUUCUUUUUGCUUAGCGGUUUGCUCGUUUGUUGCAGCCUUCUACGGGAGUUGGAUAAAAAUCGGAAGCUAAACUUACCGCUGAUGUAUCUCCAUCGAUAUCUUCGCUUGACGCCUGCCUUCGCGGCACUGAUUUUGCUAACCGUUAGUUUUAUGAAAUAUCUCGGAUCAGGACCAUUCUGGAAUAGCACGUUAAAUCUGCUGAGUGGUUCAUGUGAAACUUACUGGUGGUCCGCUCUACUGUAUUUGCAGAAUUACGUCAAUCCGAAGAAAAUUUGUUUAGGCAAUACGUGGUAUCUUUCGGUGGAUAUGCAGCUGUUCCUCCUAUCACCGCUGAUAGUUUACCCUCUUUGGCGGUGGGGCCGAAAAGUACUGCUGGUGAUUGCAGGUUUGAUUUUGCUGGCUAUGGGUAGCGUAAUGGCGAUUUUUUUGGUGGAAAAAAUUCGGUUGGCUUUUGUAGCAGCAGGUUCAGGAGGACCUGAUCGGAUGACUCUCACAUACUAUCCCACGCAUACUCGGAUGGGAGCCUGGCUGAUCGGAGUCAUUCUCGGAUAUGUGCUACAUACAACAAAGAAUCGACGAGUUACAAUGGCUCCGGUGACCGUGGUCUUCGGAUGGGUUUUAUCGCUGAGCAUGAUGUUGGCUAUCAUAUUCGGAGAUUAUCCUUUGCAGCAACCGAAAACUUAUAUGAAUCUUCCACUAAGCGUGAAUGCCAUUUACGAGGGCACGAAUCGAGUGGUUUGGGCCUGCUGCUUGGGGUGGAUCGUGUUUGCCUGCGUUAAUGGUUACGGAGGCCCGGUGAACACUUUACUCAGUCUAACGAUUUGGCAGCCACUUGGACGGCUGUCCUACAGUAUGUACCUCCUGCAUUUACCACUACAAGCGUUGCUGACCGCAAGUCUGAAAAAUUCUAUACACUUCGGGGACAUGAUUGCGGUGCACAAGUUCUGGGGAGAUUUUGGUUUGACGGUCACACUUGCCAUUGUGUGGAGUUUGCUGUUCGAGUCACCGAUCGUUGGAUUGGAGAAGAUAUUAUUUGGUUUCCUACGAAAAACGGAGGAAUCACGUAAGCUUCCGGUGGUAGAGGAAAACUCUUCAAAUGAUGCUAGUAAUUCGACGGCUUCGUUAAAUGCAAGACAAACAGUGUGA
Messenger RNA from Sabethes cyaneus, 2172 nucleotides. RefSeq names its product nose resistant to fluoxetine protein 6-like. NCBI's taxonomy places the organism in Eukaryota, Metazoa, Arthropoda, Insecta, Diptera, Culicidae. The record is from RefSeq and is a predicted model, not a curated record. Gene Ontology annotation, molecular function: acyltransferase activity, transferring groups other than amino-acyl groups. Bases 1 to 2172 code for a protein of 723 amino acids. The transcript is spliced from 6 exons.